AUGAAACUGCGUGUUCAAGAAGGCUUCGACAGCCAACUACAAGAUCCAAUUACUCUUGACAAAGUACUUGAACGACAACUGCAAUUUAAACAGGUUCACUUGAAGAAAGUAGAAGAUCAACUCUGGAACUCACUCUAUUGGACACAAGAUCUAACUCGACCAGAUCGCUUGGCUAAAGCAAUCAAUACAAUCGUUCGUAAGAACUCAACUGAUAGCAAUCAUUUUCUCUAUGACAGUCAAGCUGCUAAGAAUAUUCAUAAACUCGCUUUGACUCAACAUGAUAUUGAUCGAUUUGAACAACUUGAUAAAUUAUUAGCAACUCAUGAGCAUAGAAAAUCAUCAUCUGGAUCUGGUGCAAGUCAUUCUGGAGGUGGAGCACAUGACCAUUCGAGAAGCCAAUAA
This is a messenger RNA of Rotaria sordida, 402 nucleotides long. Lineage: Eukaryota; Metazoa; Rotifera; Eurotatoria; Philodinida; Philodinidae. The record is from the annotation of a GenBank genome assembly.